AUCAGCAACAGUUUCAAUAUCACAUACAACAGAAAAGUUUUCUCAGUAUCAGUAUAUAUCCUUCAAGAGAGCAUUUAUAAAAUUUGAUUCAAAUGGAUUCAAGAAGAGAAGUUGAGGAAUCAUCAACAGCUCCCAUCCUAGAAUCCAAAAGGACAAGAAGCAAUGGAAAAGGGAAAUCCAUUGAUGGAGAUCAUUCUCCUCCACAUGCUGCAACUGUUGUUACCACAAAAGCUACUCCACUACAAAAAGGUGGAAUGAAAAAGGGAAUUGCAAUCUUAGACUUUAUUUUGAGGCUUGGUGCCAUUGGUGCUGCUCUUGGUGCUGCUGUCAUUAUGGGGACUAAUGAACAAAUACUUCCUUUCUUCACUCAGUUCCUUCAGUUUCAUGCUCAAUGGGAUGAUUUUCCAAUGUUUAAGUUUUUUGUGGUGGCAAAUGGAGCAGCAGCUGGAUUUCUCAUCCUCUCCUUACCAUUCUCAAUUGUCUGCAUUGUUAGACCCCUUGCAGCCGGUCCGCGGUUUCUACUUGUCAUCGUUGAUUUAGUAUUAAUGGCCUUAGUGGUUGCAGCUGCUUCAUCUGCUGCAGCUGUUGUGUACUUAGCACACAAUGGGAGUCAAGAUGCAAAUUGGAAUGCCAUUUGUCAGCAGUUCACUGAUUUUUGUCAGGGUUCAAGUUUGGCUGUGGUUGCUUCUUUCGUUGCGUCGGUUUUCCUAGCUUGUUUGGUUGUUGUGUCUUCUGUAGCUCUCAAAAGGACUUAAAAAUUGGAAUUGAAGGAUGAUGGUUGAUAGAAAGUUAAUUGCUCUUUUAAUGAGUGUUGUAAACUUGUUUUAGUUUGUGGUUUGUAAUUGAUGUUUAUAACAUUGAAGUGAAAAAUCAUGUUUAACGUUUGUUGUUGCAACAAAUUCUGUAUUGUAA
Messenger RNA from Medicago truncatula (barrel medic), 912 nucleotides. Lineage: Eukaryota; Viridiplantae; Streptophyta; Magnoliopsida; Fabales; Fabaceae. The record is from RefSeq and is a predicted model, not a curated record.